AUCAUCCGCUCAUUGCGUCUCCUUUUCUCUGAGUCAAAAAGCCUCACCUGCCCGAUCAAGAACAGCAAGACAUACGUUCCAUUGCUUCGCUGCUGCUCAGCCUCUCAUGUCAUUCUUUUGACUAAUCUCUUUCUCCUUCUCCCAAUUCGAACGGCGUUUUACAACAUCGUCCGGCUAAAACUCUUUUCACAAAGUUGUUGUUGUUUGUACAUACCGGAAAUAAUGUCUGUAUCGGACGAGAACAAUCCUGGAGUCAUCGGAGCCUCCCGAUAUCAAGGGGGCUUACAUGCUGGCGAAAGAGGGAAGCUCGUGGCGGCGACUGGGCAGAAUCGAAGAGCAUUGAGCACUAUUAACCGGAACCUAAUUGAAGGCCCACCUUUCCCUUGUGCAGUCAGUAAGAGACCUUUAUCCGAAAGAAAUGCAGUCUGUGAUAAGAUCCCACCCAUACCUCAGCAUAGACCAAUUACUAGGAAGUUUGCUGCCCAGAUGGCUAACAAGCAGCAAAUGGAACCUGAGGAAAUUAAGAAACCAAUCCAGUCAGUGCCAGAUUCAAAUGAAGAUUGCAGCAUCAUAGAUGUGGAUAACUCGGAUGUGCCAAUGUUUGUGCAACACACGGAAGCUAUGAUGGAGGAGAUUGAGCGGAUGCAGGAGGUUGAAAUGGAAGACGUGGAUGAUGAUGAUGAUGAUCCUCUUGUGGACAUUGACAAUUGUGAUAAAACGAAUCCGCUUGCAGUUGUUGAGUAUAUUGAUGAUUUAUACCAAUUCUACAAGAAAGCAGAGUGUACUGGUUGUGUUCCUCCAAAUUAUAUGGAACAGCAAUAUGAUAUUAACCAAAGGAUGAGAGGUAUCCUCAUUGACUGGCUGGUAGAGGUUCACUACAAGUUUGAGCUGAUGGAGGAGACCUUGUAUCUCACGAUCAAUCUAAUUGAUAGGUUUUUAGCAGUUAAGCAAAUAGCAAGGAAGAAACUUCAGCUGGUUGGAGUAACAGCCAUGCUUCUAGCCUGCAAAUAUGAAGAAGUUUCUGUUCCUGUUAUUGAGGAUCUGGUUCUCAUUUCUGACAAGGCUUACAGUAGGCAAGAAGUGCUUGAUAUGGAGAAACUGAUGAUCAAUACCUUACAAUUCAAUCUAUCGGUCCCUACGCCGUAUGUGUUUAUGAGGAGAUUUCUCAAAGCUGCUCAAUCAAACAAGAAGCUUGAGCUUCUGUCAUUUUUCAUGAUCGAGCUUUGCCUAGUUGAAUAUGAAAUGCUUAGGUUCCCACCUUCUCUAUUAGCUGCUGCUGCUAUUUUCACUGCUCAGUGUAGUCUUAGUGGGUGUAAAUAUUGGAGCAAGACCAGCGAGUGGUAUACUACCUACUCGGAGGAGCAGCUUAUGGAAUGCUCAAGAAUGAUGGUUAGGUUUCACCAGAAAGCAGGGACAGGGAAACUUACAGGCGUACAAAGGAAGUACAGUACAUCUAAGUACGGUUAUGCUGCAAAAAUAGAGGCACCAACUUUUCUAUUGGAGUCUUAAAGUUUCUAGCACAGCUUGCUGCUUAGCAUUGCCAUCCUUUGAUAAAAAUCCAGCCUAACUAGGAAUUGUGCCCCCUCCUGCAACUUAAGUUGCCCCCCUCCCCUUGAGUUUAUAAAUAUUUCAUUUCUUUUGAAAAUAUUGUAGAAGUGAUGAUAUGGUUUGAUGUUUCAUUUCUUUGGUACCAACUUCAUUCUUUUACGUGUCAAUGCCACCAUCCAUCAUCACUAACGCCAGAUUUUAACUUCUGCAAAUAAUGAAAAUUCCUUCAAAUAUUUUAUGUUGUAAGCGAAAGUUGUUACCAUCGGUGCCCAUUUAAGAUUAUCCUUGGAACGAACGUGGUGUUAGGAUUGACAGCUAGCCAAAAGCUUUAGACUUUUUGUAAAGCUGGAAAAAAAAAGUCUCAGAUAGCCGUUGGUGAAGCAAUAAGAGGAAACAAAGGAGCAAUUAAAAGUAAAUGAAAAGUUGUCAUUGCUGGGGCACAUAAAGUGAUUCCCAGCUUAUGCCGUGGAGAAAUGCAGUGUGGUAUGACACUGAUCAAUUGGAGAAUUUAGAGAGAAAAUAGGGUUCGAGAGGUGAAAAGAUUGAGAAGAGAAUUGCUGAUUUCAUUUCAUAAUUCUACUUGUCCUUACAAGGAAAAUGCUGUCGUACCAGGAGGGUUAUUUUUAUACAGCUGGCAUAACAGAAAAUAAAACAGCUAAUAGCUGAGUCAUCAAUAACUCUGGACCGUCUCUUUUUGUUGGACUGAGCCCAUCAAUAGAUCUGCUCUAAAUAGGCCCAUAUCUCAGUGUUGCGUGAUCGAUCAACUGAAGGCCCUCUUUCUUCAUUUCUAUCAAAUCCCUAAUUCCCUUUUUACUCGAUCGAUUAGGGUUUUUUUUCCUCCAAUUUCCUUCCACCUUUCUUCGUCUCUCUGAUUACUUUCCAAUUUCGUGACAUGCAGCACAAAAUUUAUUAAAAGUAUAAGCAUGUCAAAGAUUUGAAAUAAAGUAUUUUUAUUUGCGUACCAGAUGCUGGCGUUUAUUGUGGCUUUCUGCAUUAAGAUUUGAUUGUGAUUGAAAUCCACUCCCCAGCAACCAACAUUGAAGGCUAUGCUUAAAUUCAUUCACAGUGGGGAACUCAGUAUUGAGGACUUUGGUACCUUGUUAAUUGUUGCCCCAGUUCCUUCCGUUGUCUGACAAAAACAUGGAAUCUCUCUUCUUCGUCAGGACUGCUGCAAAAUGCAUUUAGAAUGCCUCUAACAGCUACCUUACUAAUUUAUAUGCUCUGAAAUAAUUUGAUUUGGGUGUUUCGCUAGAGUCAUGCAUAUAUCUUUGGUUAUGGUUUUUUUUUUUUUUGGUAUGAAUAGAAAUAAAAGAACCGGCGAAGUAAGCUGCGGUUUCUUUGAGUUCGGUAAAAACAAGAAGAGAUCCCUUUUUAUAAUAGCCGAUUAUAAAAACAAGAUGUGUACAUAUUACAUGCACUGCAGGGAUGGAGUUCCUCCAAGUGGAAGAUGGUAAUACAACAUGAGUUUUUAUCCAUUAUGCACAAGUUCAAUGGACAGGAAGUAACCAACAUUGCUGAUAUGUUAGUUUCCCUGCAAGUGAGCACAAUAAGGCUGUUGUAUUGUGUAGCUAACAACUGAACUUUGCUGCAGGACUCUGCCCCUCCAAUUCUUCAAGUGAAUUCAUCAAUCCCAUCAUGUAAACUCGUCCAGAAAACUUGUGAAAGGAUUUCUGGAAUGCACUUUGACUACUGCACAACUUUUCGGAAUAUUAUUCUGGUGGGUAAGUUUUUUGUAAGGGUUGCGUUUGCUUAUUAAAUUUUGUGAGUGGGAAGCAGUGAAUGAGAGUGAUAAAUGUGCAAAGAAUGUGUAAGCCGAGUCGGUAUGCAUCAUGGAUUGCAAUUGGACCAAAUGCACUGCUUCUGCUUCCUCGAACACUAGGGGUGACUUCAACUGAUCAUGUAUUUUUUUAUGAGUUUUGACUUGAGAGAAUCCACUCUUCUAUAUCGUUUACUUCA
Molecule: messenger RNA, 3504 nt
Organism: Gossypium raimondii (Peruvian cotton)
Lineage: Eukaryota; Viridiplantae; Streptophyta; Magnoliopsida; Malvales; Malvaceae
Product: cyclin-B2-4
Exons: 12
Coding region: 223-1509 (428 amino acids)
Biological process (GO): regulation of cyclin-dependent protein serine/threonine kinase activity; mitotic cell cycle phase transition
Cellular component (GO): centrosome; cytoplasm; nucleus
Molecular function (GO): cyclin-dependent protein serine/threonine kinase regulator activity
Source: RefSeq, a predicted model, not a curated record